AGCAUGCACCAAGCAUCGAUCCUCAUAUGCCGCGCUCUAAGGUGAGGCCGACUAGACACAAUGGAAGGACACUCGAGAGACACAGCGUUGGAUAUUGCUUCGACAACCACCCCGACUAUUCAUGCGUCGUAGAAGCCUCUCGUCGAGCUGUCAUGCGACAGAUUAACAAGCUUAAAGAUACAGCCUGUAUCAAAGCCUCGACAAACUGUUCGCUAGACUUGGCGCCGCAGAAGUACCCCCCUCUUUCAAAACGGCCACUCAGAAGUCAAAACAUACCUGUCGAUCGAUGGGUGUGGCGGAAUCCACUUUAGACGACCGAGAUGAAGAGAGGGUGAAAGGACGGCGUUCGACUGGUCCACACCUUGUUUCCGACCACCAGUUGGCCACUGACAUUUCGGAGUUGAUACCAGGAACCAUACGUUCUUCCCAAAACGGUCUGAUCUCGGAGCGUCUUUGCUUCUCGGACAGAGAUUCUCUUGAGAGUUCAGAGAAAGCCUCACCACGCUCUUGUUUUGAAGGCUGAACUCGGCGGUCCGAGACCACAGUACGAAAAUGCAUUGGUGACAUCUACCGUGCUCCCAGUCAUGGACAACUGUCCGUGACCCAGAUUCAAUGGUGAUCCAACCGCCAUCUUUCAAGGAUGAUAUGGGUCUCGGAUCCACGGACCUCAGAAACGCCCAUGGGUGGUCGACCGACUUUGAAAGACCGGGGCAGCGACAUGGCUUCCCCCAGCUUUGAUGGACCAUCUGCUAGGGCCGCACACUUCAUCCCAUGUUUGUUGCCUUUACGGAACCCCCUUGGGCCCAGAAUGGUUGACCUCCUGGAUGAUCUGGUACGUAAUCUCCGUACAUAGGAGUUGAUGCUCUUGGUGUGGAUGGACAUCGGUAUUAAUAUGCGACCAUCCUGCGACCUCAAACUCGACUUUUCUUCUCUUUCUUCUUCAGCCCAACAAGCCAUUUCUAAGCUGCCAGUUUCAGAAACUUUUGACCUCGGUCGUCCAUUCUUUCACCACUUUCGAUAUAACAACAUAUUUUUAAGCUUAUAGCUUCAGCCUUUCAUUACAUACCAACUUCCAAUUCUUCAAGAUGCGUUACUCUACUGCCGCCGCCGCUCUCCUGGCCUCUGGUGCCAUGGCCACCGAGAUCUCCAAGGUCUACGAGACCAAGCGAGUUACCAUCACCUCUUGCGGUCCUGAGGUCACCAACUGCCCUGCUCGAUCUACUGUCACCAGCAACACCGUUUACCCUGUCCCUCCCCAGGUCACCUCUGCUGAGCAGGGCAGCGAGACCACUGAGGAGGUCCCUGAAGUUCCUGAGACCACUGAGGCUCCCUUGACCACCUCUACCAUCUACUCUACCAACAUCAGGACUAUCACCUCUUGCGCCCCCGAGGUUCCUGACUGCCCUGCCCGAUCUGGUACUCCCGUCGUUGUCACCGAGACCAUUGCUGUCUCCACCACCAUCUGCCCCGUUGAGCCUACUGGUGGCAGCGAGAAGCCUGGAAAGCCUGAGCAGCCCGGCAAGCCUGAAAAGCCCAGCUCGCCCGGUUACGAGCAGCCUUCCGGCCCCGCUCCUCCCGCUGAGACCAAGCCCGUCGAGACCAAGCCCGGCUACGAGCAGCCUUCCGCUCCUGCCCCUCCUGCCGAGACUAAGCCUGCUCAGCCUAGCAAGCCCGUUGUCCCUGGACAGCCUCAGCACCCCGGUAACGGCACCGUCCCCGUCUACCCCAACCCUCCCGCUACUCAGAGUGGUGAGAAGCCCGUUGUUCCUCCCACUCCUGUUCCCGUCCCCAGCAACCCAGGCAACCCUGAGCAGUGCGUUCCCUCUCAGUCUGUGACUGCCAUCACCAAGGAGUACACCACCGUCCUCACCAGCGUUGAGUACUCUACCAUCCAGGUUCCUUGCGCUACUGGCACCACUCCCGGCAACCCUAGCAACCCCGGCCAGCCUGGGUCUCCUACCGGACCUGCUGUUCCUCCUCCUGCCACCACCCCCAUUGGCGGAGGUAACCAGACCGUUCCUACUCCUCCUGCCGUCACUGCUGGCGCUGCUACCUUCGCCGGCUCUGCUUUCUUCGCUGCCGUUGCUGGUCUCGCCGCUUUCAUCCUGGUCUAAAACUAUUCCCCUUUCUCCUAGCAUCUGUUGAAGCCUGCAGGCUAUGGCAACUUAUGAACUCUUCUGUGUUUAAUGGUCUUGCUGGAAUGUAUAGUACUCGAGUAGACUUUUGAAUACAUUGCUUUUUUUUUUGGCUUACUUCUAUGUACUUGGAUAUAUCUGAUCCGCAGUCUGGGAUAUGCGAUUGGAACUUAUUUGCUAUUGUUUAAUUCUGACAUGAUAUCUCUAUAUGGCAGUCUUUGGGAACUUUGUGAUUCAACUUGCUCGCAACUCAAGAAUUCUCAAAGUGAAUGUCGUUGUAUUGGGGCGGACACUAGUUUGGCGCCAAGGAGUGUUAUCAAGCCACC
Fusarium verticillioides 7600 is the source of this 2461-nucleotide messenger RNA. RefSeq lists its product as hypothetical. Bases 1086 to 2114 code for a protein of 342 amino acids. NCBI's taxonomy places the organism in Eukaryota, Fungi, Ascomycota, Sordariomycetes, Hypocreales, Nectriaceae. The transcript has 2 exons. The record is from RefSeq and is a predicted model, not a curated record.